UGUAGAGGCUCCUUGCAUUUUUUUGCUGUUUUCAGAUCUAUGGCAAUGAACUGUGACCAACUAAUUCCUUCCUUGAAUGCCUAGACGUGUUGAAUUAUGCUCGCAUUGUACAGUAUUUUGCCACAGAAUUAGCGGGAGACGAAAUAUAAGAAUCACAAUUUACAACAUUUAAACACCGUCUGGAUUUUUUCGGGUAAUAAUGUAUACGUUGGUGAGUGGGCUUGUGCGUGAAUUGCUGAAGAGAGACGAGUACAACGUGCUAAUUUUGGGACUGGACAAUGCGGGCAAGACUACUCUUUUGGAGCACACUAAAAUUAAAUUCACAUCUGGCUACACUGGCAAACCCUUUCACAAGAUCACUGCAACCAUCGGGCUCAAUAUCGGAAAUAUAUCCACACUGGGUGUGAAUCUUCUGUUCUGGGACUUGGGAGGACAAGACGAACUGCAGAGUUUGUGGGACAAAUACUACGCCGAGUGCCAUGGAGUCGUCUGGGUUGUAGACUCACUAGACGAAGCACGAGUGGAUGACAGCAGAGUGGCGUUUGAGAAGAUGAUCAGAAAUGAGCACAUGCGGGGGGUGCCUCUUCUGUUCCUCUGCAACAAGCAGGACAUGGUGGGGUGUCUGAAUGUGAACCAGAUUAGAGAGGCCUUCAGUGACAGUGCCUCUAAAAUGGGCAGCAGAGACUGCUCCGUCAGGGGAGUGUCCGCUCUACAUGGACAAGGUAUCAAAGAUGCGAUUGUGUGGCUUGCUCAGUGUGUGAUCAAAAACAACGAAACCAGACCACCUAUCAACAAAGACGACUGACAAGAAACACAUCUCAAUGGGCAGUCCGUACUAUAUCAUACACGACAACCAGAUCCACACAGUGUUGAAAGGGAGACAAGGGUAGAUAGAUGUGGAACGAUGGUUUUUGGUGAGGCUUCUCCACCAGGUCACAGCAGGGAUGGAAUGCCUUUUUAGCAUGUGGUCUUCCCGGCACACUCUAGAAAAAGUGACACAACAUUUCAAACCAAUCAGAUCGAAUGAAAUAAUGAACUAGACAUUUAAAUUACUCAAAUCAAAAUCCCGAAAAUUGUUUUGUGUAAAUGAACGCAGUGAAUUCAAUUAUCAAGGUCGUGUUUAAUUUUUAUGGAGGAAAAGGUAUAAAUGACGGAGCAAACAAAUCUGAUAGACUUUAAUCUUCCAAAUGGAAAUGAAUUUUCAGAAUUUGUAGCAAAGUAAAAAAAAAAGUAUCUAUUGAUA
Symsagittifera roscoffensis is the source of this 1243-nucleotide messenger RNA. Its product is annotated as ADP-ribosylation factor-related protein 1-like. Gene Ontology annotation, cellular component: Golgi apparatus. The transcript has 4 exons. The coding region runs from base 200 to 805 and encodes 201 amino acids. Lineage: Eukaryota; Metazoa; Xenacoelomorpha; Acoela; Convolutidae. Gene Ontology annotation, biological process: Golgi to plasma membrane protein transport; intracellular protein transport; protein localization to Golgi apparatus. The record is from RefSeq and is a predicted model, not a curated record. Gene Ontology annotation, molecular function: GTPase activity; GTP binding.